This is a messenger RNA of Andrographis paniculata, 1445 nucleotides long. Its product is annotated as protein IN CHLOROPLAST ATPASE BIOGENESIS, chloroplastic-like. NCBI's taxonomy places the organism in Eukaryota, Viridiplantae, Streptophyta, Magnoliopsida, Lamiales, Acanthaceae. The record is from RefSeq and is a predicted model, not a curated record. The transcript is spliced from 13 exons. The coding region runs from base 57 to 1316 and encodes 419 amino acids.
UCCUCCUCCCAAUUCGCAUCUGUGCCUCAAUCCACAACUCGGAUUUCGCAACGGAUAUGAGGGCGGGCGGUGGAGUGUUGUUCGGAGUUCCACGCGCCGCCGCGAUUCCGUCGGGUCUAGUUGGUCGUCGUCGUCCUUCUCGAUGCUACUCUGUGUCUUCUUCUUCAGACCAUUCGUCGUUUAUAAAGGAUGUGGCUGCGACACCGCCGCCGGCGCAUUUGAAUCAUCUUCUGAGAAUUCUGCAGUUGAGAGCAGGUGAAGAACUCAUUUCGCCCGGGGCGAAGAAAGGCUUGAUUCCACUUGUUGUUCCUUUGUCCAAAACCAGUACAGGUUCAAUAACUGCAUUGUUACGAUGGCCAACUGCUCCAGCCGGGAUGGAGAUGCCAGUGGUGGAGGUUCGGAAAUACGGCGUUUGGCUUUUGGCAAAGAAUGUCGAGCAAUUCAUCAACCGAAUUCUGGUGGAAGAAGAUGUCAAGGGCUUUGAAGAAAGAUAUGACGAGCUGUUCGAUACUUCAGCAGUUGCACGAAACAAAUUUUACAAGAAGGGCGAUUUUGCUGCAUCCCAUAUUUCGAGCUUUGAGGCCUAUGUUUUAAAGAAGAUAGGUCUGUUUCCAGACAUACUCGAACGCAAAGUUAAGCAGCAUUUUGACAAAGGCGAUCACGUAUCAGCGUUGGUGACCGGGGAAUUCUACACUAAAAAGGAGCACUUUCCGGGAUUCGGGCGCCCCUUUGUCUUCAAUGCAGAAAUUCUGCUGAAAGUUGGACGAAUCUUAGAAGCUAAAGAUGCUGCACGGGGGGCUCUGAAAUCUCCGUGGUGGACGCUCGGCUGCGAAUAUCAGGAAGUUGCGAAAAUAGCUCAAUGGGAGGACGAGCAAAUCGAAUACAUAAAAGAGAAAGUAACCGACGAGGGCAAGCAACAAGAUUUGAAAAAGGGGAAAGAUCCAGCUCAGGUUGCAUUGGAUGAAGCUGCCUUUCUGCUCGACUUAGCUUCAAUUGACGGGACAUGGGAUGAACACAUUCAUAGAAUCGCAGAAUGUUACCGGGAGGCUGGCCUGCACGACAUUGCCGCAUUUAUACUUUAUAGCCCGAGAGGCUACGGAGAUAUGCUGCUUCACAUUUUGGUACGCAGGAUGUUGGGGCUCGGAGGAUUACUCUGCAGCGCGAGCCGUGUUUCCUCUGUAAGUCCUCGUCUGCCUUUCGUUGUUGUGAUGCUCCGUACAUUCUGCCUGCAUAUUAUUUGCUUGUCUGCGGCGACCGGCUGUCGCCGAGAUCGUCGGAUUUCGUCGUGUUUAUUCUUUCGUUAUGUUCCUAGUUGAUAUGCAUUGAUGAAAUAUGUGGUACAAUACAUGUUAAUCAGAUAAAAAUCGACUGAAUGUAAUGUGAAUUAAAUUUGAAAUUUCUCGGAAGAAAUGUUCCGUAGGAGGAAAUACAUUGUUUGGGCUCUA